Messenger RNA from Zea mays, 3111 nucleotides. RefSeq lists its product as uncharacterized. The transcript has 10 exons. NCBI's taxonomy places the organism in Eukaryota, Viridiplantae, Streptophyta, Magnoliopsida, Poales, Poaceae. Gene Ontology annotation, molecular function: guanyl-nucleotide exchange factor activity. The coding region runs from base 1206 to 2831 and encodes 541 amino acids. The record is from RefSeq and is a predicted model, not a curated record.
GCAGAGCAUUGGAUGCUGUGUGCCCCCACCCCACCCCACCCGGCGCAUGCAGAUGGCUCCAACCCUUUUUUCUAGUGGCGGACCUGACCUGAUCGCCUCGUGGUUUGUCAUUGCAAGGUGCAAGCAAACUUGAAAAAAAAAACACACGUCCUGCUCCGUCCGAAUCGCUACUCCGCCGCGCUUCUCAUCACCGUCAAGAGAUAGUCAGACAGUUCCAGCCCCCUUUCCACACGCACACUCCUCUCCCUUCCUCUCCUCCGCUUCCAUCCCUGGGCUGUGCGCUACUACUCCCCCUGCUGGCCGCUGCUCUGCUCUCACGCAUGUUUUCACAUCCAAGCGCCUGCCCCUCGCCCUCGCCGCCACAGUGGUAACCCGAUCCAUGCCGGGCGGCGGCCGCUGACUUGCUGCUGUUGGCUUCAACGGCCGCAGGCAAAGGUCGUCAUCGCUUUCCGGCAGCCCGUUUCAUUGGGAAAGCGACGACGAGGCGAGGCGAGGCGACGGCCGCGCCCUGCCCCAGCCGUGCCGCACUAACCGAGUAACCGACCGACGCUUGCCGUUGCAGCCCCACCACGCGCAAAAAAAAAAAAAAAACCGCACGUCCUUCCCCUCCACAGUCCACGGCUCCACGCCUGCCCAAUUUUUGUCCAGCCCAUUGGGCAGUUCCUUUCCUCCACCAGUCCCCCCAGUUCAAAUUUCAAACGCCUCCGCACGGUCGCCGCCGCGCUGCGUCGUCGUCUCCUCGACCGCGGAUCCCCUGAUGCUCCUGGUGCUGUAAGGCGCGGUACGUCAGGACGGCUGCUACCAGUGGAGGCCGUUCACGGUCGGCUUAUCAGGACACUAUCAUUAGCCGCAUCUAAUUGCAAGAUUACCUCCUUCUCGUCCGGCUACAGUGUACCUCCUUUCUUUGAUGGCCUAAUCAUUAGGCUAUCUCCAGCCUCCCCCUAUCACGAAAAGGCGCGUUGCGAGACCCCUGGUGUUUCGUGUGCGUUGGGAGCUCGGAGCUAGCUCCGUGUCCGGCCGGGGUGUGUGGUGGCGCGUCGCGGCAGUAAAUAAAUUAAAGCUGGGCUUCUUUUCUGCGGGCGGUCGCCAUGCACGCUGCCCCGUGAUUAUUGCGCUUGGGAGUACCGGUAGACAGUGAGCGUUACUGCUGGUAGCGCUAGCGCGGCGCGGCGGCGGCGGCGUAGGAGGAGGGGUCGGCGGCGGAGAUGAGGAUGAAGACGCUGGCGUGCUGCCGGCGGCGGCCUCAAGACUUCAGCAUCGAUAUGGACCAAGAGCCCGACAGGGUGGUGACAUAUAAUGGCCUCGAGACCUGCAUUAUCAACAGUUCCACCUAUGACGAUGACAGUGGCAUCAGUGCAACAACAGGCGGAGAUGGCUGUAUCACCACUGAUUCCCUUGAUGAUGAAGUCUCUAGUUGCUCUAGUAAAGAUGCUUCUGGUUCUUCCUUCACUUCACACAGUCUUAGCAAGCAGGAGGAGCAUUCACUAGAUGAGUUGGGUACACCCAUGGCAAUUCAUCUACUCCCUUUCAAAGGGAAGAAAACAAUCACAUAUACCUUGAGUGCUUCAGAUAUUGAAAACAUGAAGGAAAAAUUUGCAAAACUAUUGCUUGGUGAUGAUACUUCAGGAGGAGCUAGGGGCGUUUGUGUGGCUCUGGCCUUGUCUAAUGGCAUAAUCAAUCUCUCUGCAACUGUCUUUGGAGAACUCUGGAAGCUGGAACCACUGUGCGAAGAUAAAAAGAUCAGGUGGAGAAAAGAAAUGGACUGGUUGCUGUCUCCUACAACUUAUAUGGUUGAGCUGGUUCCAACAAAGCAAAGCGGAGCAGAUGGAUGUACAUUUGAGAUUAUGACUCCAAAGGCCCGCUCAGAUGUCCAUGUGAACCUUCCUGCCCUUCAGAAGCUUGACAUGAUGCUCAUUGAAGUAAUGGACUCAAUGAUAGAUACAGAAUUCUGGUAUGAGGAGAGUGGCAGCAGAGCUGAUGGUCGGGGGAAAAUUACAGGUCCAAGGAAGAGUAAAAAGUGGUGGCUCCCGUCUCCUCGUGUCCCUGAGCAAGGGCUAUCUCAAUUCCAGCGGAAAAGGCUUGUUUUUCAGGCUAAGCUUGUUCACCAGAUCCUCAAAGCCGCAAAAUCCAUCAACGAACAAGUCCUGUCCCAUAUGCCUAUUCCGGCCGCUGUCAUGGAUGCCCUUCCGAAGUCUGGGAGGGCUAGCUUGGGUGAAGAUUUGUAUCAGGCUAUAACCACAGAUUAUAUUCCUGUAGAGGAAAUAUUUGUUUCGCUCAGUUUGAAAACCGAGCAUAGUGUGCUCGAGACUAUUAACCGGUUGGAGGGCGCCGUGUUUGCAUGGAACCAAAGAAUUCUGGAGGAAAGAAGCAAGAGGUCCCCAGGACGCCAUUCCUGGAGCUUCAUGAAGGAUAGCUCGUCGGAAGUUGACAAGAUGUCCGCAUGCAUCGAAAGGGUUGACGCUCUCGUGCAGCUUCUGAAAUCCAGAUAUCCCAACCUGCCCCCGACUUUUAUAGAUGUUUUAAAGGUCCAAUACAACGUGGACGUGGGCCAUGCAAUCGUGGAGGCCUACGCUAGGGUUCUUGUUGGGGUAGCGUUCAGCAUAUUGUCGCGCGUGGCGGAGAUACUGCUGGAGGAUGACCUGAUCAAGAAGCCGAACACCCCCAUGACCACGCUGAAGUUCGACCUCUCCUCUGACGUGUACUUGGCCGGCAUCACCGAGACGCCACCGGGACACAUCCGGCGGUCCCUGAUGGACCAGAUCAGCAUGGUGGACGGGCGCUACGAUGCCGUUGUUGGCAAGAAGAAAGAAGUGAAGCAGCUGAGGUGGUGAGGGCAGUCAGCAGCUGUUGUGUGAAUCUUUUGCCGAUGUACAGGGUGAUGCGGGGCCCAGUGUCCGCUCCACAAGGUUACCUUUAGCAAAUAGCGCGAUGUAAUGUAUUUUUGCGACGAGUUUAUAGCGUACUGUACUGUAAGAUCAGCAUUAGGCGAGUCCUGCCUGUCGAAGUCUCCGGGUGUUGCUGUUGCGUCUGAACGAUCUGACGAUGCUCUUGGUCAGCCUCUGCUGCUUUUCUUGCUGGCACCUUGAUGAUGAUAGCAUGUCGAUGACGAGA